Sphaeramia orbicularis (orbiculate cardinalfish) is the source of this 2732-nucleotide messenger RNA. RefSeq names its product arrestin domain containing 2 (gene arrdc2). Gene Ontology annotation, biological process: protein transport. The record is from RefSeq and is a predicted model, not a curated record. Bases 168 to 1397 code for a protein of 409 amino acids. Lineage: Eukaryota; Metazoa; Chordata; Actinopteri; Kurtiformes; Apogonidae. The transcript is spliced from 7 exons. Gene Ontology annotation, cellular component: cytoplasm; plasma membrane.
CGAAAGUUCCAAACAGACUGAGCAGAACCUUCUGCAGAACACACAUCCACAGCCACUCUGCAGAGUUAAAACCCUCGGAACCGACACGAGGACCCGGACGCGUCUGUUUUUUUUGUUGUUUUUGUUUUUUUUGUUCGGUUCGGAGCUCUGCAUCUUUUUGCACAAACAUGAUUUUCGACAAGUUGAAAAAGUUGGACAUCGUCUUCGACUCCCCGGAGGUGGACUGUCCCCCCGUGUUCAGCAGCGGGGACGUGGUGUCGGGUCGGGUGGUUCUGGAUCUGUCCGGGGAGAGCCGGGUCGACUCCCUGAAGCUGCACGCGGAGGGCUUCGCCAAGGUGCACUGGACCGAGUCCCGGUCCGCGGGUUCGAGCACCGCGUACACCCAGAACUACAGCGACGAGGUGGAGUACCUGAACCGGAGAGAGGUGCUCCUGCAGGCAGAUAAUGGUGAAAUCACCGUCCUUCCCGCUGGCAGACAUGAGUUUCCAUUCAGCUUCCAGCUUCCAGAGGAGACGCUGGUCACCUCCUUUGAAGGGAAGCAUGGCAGCAUCCGUUACUGGGUCAAAGUUAAGCUACACAGACCUUGGACCACCGUCAAGAAGAUCAAGAAGGAGUUUACAGUCAUUGAACCCAUUGACAUCAACACGCCGGCCUUACUGGCGCCGCAGGCCGGAACGAAGGAUAAAAUGGCACGGGCAUGGUACCGCAACUUCGGACAGGUGUCUGUAACGGCGAAGAUCGACCGAAAAGGCUACACACCAGGCGAGGUGAUCCCCGUCUUCGCUGAAUUCGACAACUCUACCUCCAGAUCCAUCGUGCCCAAAGCCUACAUCACCCAGACGCAGACGUUCAUCGCCCGUGGCACUAUGAAGCAGAAGCGCUCGGUGGUGGCCACGCUCUGCGGCGACAUCGUGGGCGCCAGAUGUCGGGAGACGUGGCAUGGCCGCGCCAUCAAGAUCCCGCCCGUGGGUCCGUCCAUCCUGCAGUGUCGCAUCAUCAAAGUGGAGUACAUGCUCAAGGUUUGCGUGGACGUUCCCGGGACAUCCAAGCUGUGUCUGGAGCUGCCGCUGGUCAUCGGCACCAUCCCCCUCCAUCCCUUCGGCAGCCGGACCUCCAGCGUCAGCAGCCAGUACAGCGUCAACCUGGAGUGGCUGCGGAUGGCCAUCCCAGAGCAGCCUGAGCCUCCUCCAGAUUACAGCUCUGUGGUCACGGAAGAGGAGGCCGAGCAGAGAAACAACGCCGUCACCCCGCAACCUGCCGAAGACCUGAGUGGGAUCUUGGAGCGCCCCCUCAUGGCUUUCGUCCAGGAGUUUCGCUUCAGACCGCCGCCUGUUUACAGCGAGAUCGAUCCCAACCCUCAGCCUUUCAAUAUGAGACCACGUUGCAUGACAUGUUGAACCACGAACCCUGCCUGAGCGUCAAGCAGCUUCAAUUGAACGAAAACCAAUCAAGGGAUUUGUCUACUCCUGGGUUACUUCUCUCUGAUUAAAAAGGCCUGGUCCCGCCCGGCGUUGUGGAGAAGGGACCGGAUCGACGGCGAGAAGUCCGGACCGGAGACGGAGCUCACAGAAACCGGAUGUCGGUGGAGGAUAGAGGGAGGCCCCCGCUUUUUUAAAAACAAAAACAAAAAACAAAAAAAGUGGACGCUUUCCUGUUCUGCACCUUCUCCACGUCAGUUUCUGUCCUCCCCGAGUGAUUUUUUUUUUAGGCUCCUGAUGAAGCGAGCCACACAUACCUCCCAAUCAACGUUUCCCUUAUCUGAAGUGAAUUUUGACUUUUAAGGAGUUUGGGACUGACAGGUGUUGUGGGGGGAUAAAAAAAUCACUUGAUACUCGUUAGGUUGAGAGUAUGAGUUGGUGUACCCAAAGCGCUCUUGACAAGUCGACGUGUUUUUUGCAUCGUCCUCUUUGAGUGGCGUAAACGAGAAGUGCAAUUAUAUAUAUAUAGUCUGCGGCGUCCAGCUCCCCUUCGUCUGGAAACACAGUAGAUUUUCAACAACCAUUACUAUGCAUCAUGUGCCUAUGAUCAUUUCUACUGUUCCUUAAGCACAUACUGUAUCUGAAGGUGGAACGCCGGAGCAGAUUAAGUCGAAUAAGCAGAUUUAAGAUGUAUUUUAUGCAUGCAGGUAACAAAAACAAUAUGCUAAAGGGAAAAAAACACAUAUGCCUUAAAUAUCUGCAGUUGAGGAUCGCAUGAGAGUUUCAGGGAGUCGUUCUCUCAAGAGCCGACUGGCACUGAAUGUAUUCUUGAAAAGAACAACAACAAAAAAAAACGGUUGGAUUGUACGAGAGAGAAGAGUCGGUAUCUUGUCGGGAAAGGCUGUCGGAUAGCUGCGGUUUGCGAGUUUGAGCACGGUGAUAAAAUGGAACGAGGAGUUUGUGUAUAAAGCUGCACGAGGCUCGUAGAUUAGCUCUCCCAGCUGCUAAACAAAAGGAGGAGGAGGAAGAGGAGGUCCCUGAGCCAUGUGGUCUGGAGCGUUUGAUGGGAGCCAGAUGCCUCGCUUGUGUGAGGCGCUUUUGUGAAGCCCAGUUCAAGUCGAGCCUUAAGCUGGAGAUGCCACUGAAAUGUAUGGACAAAGAACAUUCCAAAUACUGACUGGAGGAUUAUGUUUUCUCCUCUACUUCCGAAGAAAAAAAAGAAGAAGAAAAAAAAAAAAAGAACUGUUAAGGAGGAUGAACUAAGUCUUCAGGGUCAGAUGUGUGACUUUGGUGACACGCACUGAAAAACCGAAU